UGUAACCAAACAAACCCUUAGAGGUUGGCGUACCGGAUGACAAGAUUCUGAUAUCUGCUGGAAGAGCUGAAUCAACCCUCGACGAUGCUUUUCAGAUUGUCCCAGAUGAUCUUCCUUCAUCGAGUCAUAACACAACUUCUCCUGACUUGGGAUUGCCUUCGUUCUUUUCUAGUAUUCAGGCUUUGGUUGAUGGGAUGUCUGCUCAACUGAGAUCACAUGGCGCUGCUAUUCCAGAAGGAGUUCUGUCUCUAACGCAGUGGAAUCCAUUGCUGCUUCAGAGACAGAUAGCUGAUUUGAAAGCGUCAAAUGCUGAUAUGACCCGGAGAUACUCUGAGCUCGAGGAGAAACAUCUUCAGUAUCAAACCGACUCAACUCGGCGGUAUUCUGAGCUUGAGGAGAGGUAUUUUCAGCAUCAAACCGACUCCAUCCGGCAGUAUUCUGAGCUUGAGGAGAGAUAUUCCCAAGGUCAGAUCGACCUGGCCCGGGUUUUUGCUUCUUUAGACGACGCAAAUUCCUUGAAUUCCUCUCUUAAUGCUCAGCUUGACUCUGAAAGGACGGUUAACGAGGAGGAGAAACUACCACUUGCAGCUUCCCGCGACAAUCUGGAUAGGUUAUAUCGUGACGCCAGUAAUUCUCUAACCAUCUUGGAGAGGAUCCACCGCUUCACCAUGGCCGAUCUGGAUCAUCAUCGCCAUGGACUGCAAGUAUCCCAGGAUGAGAUCUUGCGGCUCAGGCAGCUGGUGUCAAGCAAGGACUAUGUCAUUAAGGAUCUGUGUGCCUCCAAGAGAUCAGUCGCCCAGGAGCUAGAAGUCGCUCGACUGGCUGCCAAGGUUGCAGAGGACAACUGCGCUGUUUUGAAGACCCAACGAGACAAGGCUAUGGAUAAAGUCAUUCGCGCGGGAUGAAUCUUGAUGAGGAGGCCUGGUGUAGUUGUUCCUGAUGACAUUGUGGCGGACGUUAAGGCUGCGCCUGAUGCUUCGAGUCACCCUUCUUCCUUGAUAGCUCCUGCGAAAGACAUUACCAAGUAGAGAUGUUUUGCUGUGUUUAGAAGAUACUCAGCUGAAAAACCAUAACAUUUUGUUUCUGUUGUUAGAUUUCAACAAUUAUUAUGAAUGGUCGUAGAA
Molecule: messenger RNA, 1124 nt
Organism: Zea mays
Lineage: Eukaryota; Viridiplantae; Streptophyta; Magnoliopsida; Poales; Poaceae
Exons: 4
Coding region: 195-905 (236 amino acids)
Source: RefSeq, a predicted model, not a curated record